UCUUGUUCGAACAACGACCAUCUCUCACAGAUCAAAAACACAUCUCCUCCAAUCUUCUUCCUCUGUCUCCAAUGGCAACAGAAACCGUAACCGACACUACCUUGCCAAACCAUGACGAGACCGAGAAAGAGGCAACAGAGUUCGAGAAGAAUCGGAAACGGUACCAAGACCUGAUCUCCACGUUUCCUCACGUGAAAGGCUGGAGGCCCAAAGCUCCCUUUAUCAAGUACUGUGGUCACUGGUGGGUACAGCAUAUCCUCGAAGGUUCUCUUUACGCACGAGAGUUCUUCCAAGCUCGACCUAGUGACUUCCUCGUCUGUAGCUACCCGAAGACAGGUACCACUUGGCUCAAAUCACUAACAUUCGCAAUAGCCAAUCGAUCUCGCUUCGAAGAUUCCACAAACCCUCUCCUCAAACGUAACCCUCACGAGCUUGUUCCUUUCAUUGAGAUCGAGUUCCCUCUGUUCCCUCACAUUGAUGUUCUCCAAGACAAAGGGAACACUCUGUUUGCAACUCAUUUGCCACAUGAGUUACUACCUGAUUCGGUUGUGAAGUCGGGUUGUAAGAUGGUUUACAUAUGGAGAGACCCAAAGGACACUUUCAUCUCCGUGUGGCAUUUCUACCAAAAGAAUAGGUCAGAAAGUGGCUCGCUCAAUGGUCUUGAGGAGUGUUUUGAUAUGUUCUGCCAAGGUAUUUCCGGGGAAGGUCCUUAUCUUGAUCAUGUCUUAGGUUAUUGGAAAGCUCACCAAGAGAAUCCAGAUACGAUUUUGUUCCUUAAGUACGAGACUGUGAGAGCUGAUCCUUUGCCUUAUGUGACGAGAUUGGCUGAGUUCAUGGGUUAUGGGUUCACAGCUGAGGAAGAGAAGAAUGGGGCUGUCGAGAAAGUUGUAAAUCUUUGCAGCUUCGAGACAAUGAAGAAUCUUGAAGCUAACAAAGGAGAUAAGGAGAGAGAAGACCAUCCUUCUACUUAUGUAAACAGCGCGUUUUUUAGGAAAGGAAAGAUCGGAGACUGGGAGAAUUAUCUGACUCCAGACAUGGCAGCUCGUAUGGAUGGGAUAAUGGAAGAGAAAUUCAAGGGUACUGGUUUGCUUGAAAAUGGAAAAAGGGAAUUGGCUUUGCAUGAUAUGGUGCAUGAAUGAUAUUAGAAUUAGUGCUGGUUGGUGGUGAUUGAGAGAUAAAUCAGUGUUGUGUCACGUAGACCUAAAGGCAAACGAUUCUUGAGUUAGUUUCUGAGGUUCGCCCUAGCCGCUCCAUAAAGGCACGAUUCCCAAGGCAAAUUUCUUCUUCACCUUCUCCGGCGCCGGUGAGGCGGGAUCUCGCUGGCGCCCGGUCCUCUCUUCCUUUUUCUUUUCUUCCUGUUUGUCUUUUUUUUCUCCUCACAUCUCA
Raphanus sativus (radish) is the source of this 1386-nucleotide messenger RNA. RefSeq names its product cytosolic sulfotransferase 18-like. Bases 72 to 1139 code for a protein of 355 amino acids. The transcript is spliced from 2 exons. Gene Ontology annotation, biological process: sulfation. Lineage: Eukaryota; Viridiplantae; Streptophyta; Magnoliopsida; Brassicales; Brassicaceae. Gene Ontology annotation, molecular function: aromatic desulfoglucosinolate sulfotransferase activity. The record is from RefSeq and is a predicted model, not a curated record. Gene Ontology annotation, cellular component: cytoplasm.